Bactrocera oleae (olive fruit fly) is the source of this 1786-nucleotide messenger RNA. RefSeq names its product putative inorganic phosphate cotransporter. Gene Ontology annotation, biological process: monoatomic anion transport; transmembrane transport. Gene Ontology annotation, molecular function: transmembrane transporter activity. Gene Ontology annotation, cellular component: membrane. The record is from RefSeq and is a predicted model, not a curated record. Lineage: Eukaryota; Metazoa; Arthropoda; Insecta; Diptera; Tephritidae.
CGUUUGUAGGCAAAAUCGGCUGCAAAAAGCUUUCUCAUUUCUGUUUAGUGUAUUAUAGGCGAGUUCGUGUUCGAUUGCCUUAGCAGCUGGUUGGUCAGUUCUCGCGUACACCAGAUAUACCCAAUCGAGGAUAAUAAGGUUUUAGUUGGAGUUGUAAAGUGUUUUGACAAAAUGACCGCAGAUAUAAAUAAAGGCCCGCUCCUCGGCCAGCGUCAUCUACAAGUAUUCCUGCUAUUCACCUCGAUUGUGGUGAAUUAUGUUGCUAAAUUUAACGCCAGUGUUGCUGUUGUUGCUAUGACGAAUGCCGAAACGACAAAUCCUAACUUUCCGGAAUAUGAUUGGACCGAUAUGCAGAAGUCAUAUAUUCUGUCGAGCUUCUUUUGGGGUUAUUUCAUCACGCAAUUUCCCGGUGGUUAUCUAUGUCGACGUUUCGGCGCUAAACGCACUAUGCUUCUCUCAACACUAGGCUCCUCAGUUAUGGGCCUAUUGCCGCCAUUGUGUGUCAGUUGGGGCGGUUGGGGUAUCUACUGUGGCAUACGUGUUGUUCAAGGCUUCUUUCAAGGUUUUAUGUUCCCCUGUGUGCAUGCGCAUCUCGCAGCCUGGUGUCCGGUGAGCGAACGCAAUCGAUUGGGCGCGUUAGCCAAUACGGGCAUUGAAUGCGGUACGUUACUUUCUAUGUUCAUAAGCGGUCUAAUCGCGGCCUCUAGCAUCGGUUGGCCGGGUCUGUUUUACGUCGGCGGUGGCAUGGGUUUAGUUUGGUGUGUCGCGUGGAUUUUCUUAGCUGCCGAUGAACCGAAUCAAUCGAAAUUUAUCACAACCGAAGAACUCAAUUAUAUUAAUGCCGAAAAGAAUGUCACCAAGGAAUUAGAGGCGGGCGAAGUGCCGCGUAAGGUACCAGUGCCAUGGCGUGCCAUUUUAACAUCCCUGCCAUUAUGGGCUUUAGUAAUUGCACGUUCGGCGCAAUCAUGGGGUUUCUCGACGCUACAAGCAGAAAUUCCCUCUUAUAUGAAAGGUGUACUUAAUAUGGACAUGAAGAAAAAUGCUCUCUAUUCGGCGCUGCCUUAUUUGGCUAUGUGGUGCAUGUCCUAUGUGUAUCUGAUUGUGUCGGAUGUGCUGCUCAAUCGUAAUCUACUCUCGCUCACUGCUAUACGUAAGACAUUCAACUCAUUGGCACUGUGGGGUCCAGCUGUGGGUCUGAUUGCUGUUGGCUUUUUGAAUGUGGAUCAAAAGACCUUGGCCAUAGUGCUAAUGACUGCUAAUGUGGGUAUAAAUGCGGGUUCGACCAUCGGCAGCGCUUUGAAUACCAUCGAUCUGUCACCGAAUUAUGCGGGAAUUCUCAUGGGUAUUGUGAAUUCAGCGGCUAAUGUGAUACCGAUACUCACGCCACUGCUGGUUGGUGUGUUAGUUACAGAGGAACAUAGCCGCACUCAAUGGCAGAUAGUGUUCAUCAUAUCUUCGGUCAUUUUCUUCUCCGGUAAUUUGUUCUACCUAGUCUUCGGCAGAAUGGAACUACAGCCUUGGGACAAUCCGGAUUUCUUGCGGUCUAAAAGCGUGUUUGACGUCAAACCACCAGCGGAAAAGAGUGAGAAGUCGGUGAUGCAGCAAAAAGCACGAAGUGUGGAACCCGAAAAAGCAGCAAGUGUACUUGCGUGAAAAGAACUGCCGGUAGUUUAAAGUGUGUUUAUGUAUGUAAAUAUGUUAAUAUAGAGUUAGUUGUAACGAAUAAUGGUAAAUAUUAUAAGACAAAAAUAUAUCAAUUUGAAAAAAAAAAUCUGUUUUUUUGUCG